Messenger RNA from Pseudophryne corroboree (corroboree frog), 4100 nucleotides. RefSeq lists its product as uncharacterized. Gene Ontology annotation, biological process: protein dephosphorylation. The record is from RefSeq and is a predicted model, not a curated record. Bases 323 to 2914 code for a protein of 863 amino acids. Gene Ontology annotation, molecular function: protein tyrosine/serine/threonine phosphatase activity; polynucleotide 5'-phosphatase activity. Lineage: Eukaryota; Metazoa; Chordata; Amphibia; Anura; Myobatrachidae. The transcript has 10 exons.
GACGCUGCUCUGCGGCUAUCACGUGAUCGGAAGGCCUAGAAUUCUCCCCCUUCCAUCUUUGAGCAGCUGCAUUAGGCCGCGUCUCCUCGCUGCUCCGGUGGCUGUACGUCGUGUCCUGCGGUCCCCGUCAGGUCUCCCGUAGCCCACACCCGUCACCCGAGUCUGUUUCUUGCCCUUAGAAGUUCAGGCCGCCAUUUGUCAUUCGGCAUCCAGUACCUACGCAGCCGUUCUCCGCUGCCUUUGCCAGGACUUUACACCCGUCGCCGAAUUUCGCAUCUGAUUUCAGCUCGCGUUGAGGUGGAAGCCCCCUCGGCCCUUUACCAUGGUGAAGAAGAACAGCAUCCCCGAGAGAUGGCGCUCUUUGAGGUCAGUUGGACUGCGGGUCCCCGGCUCUCGGUUUAUUGCCUUUAAAGUGCCGUUGAAAGGGGCCACAAACCAGCGGGUAACACAGAACCAAAAGUUUACCCCUAAAGAUUUAGUGACCGCAAUUCGCACGCAGAAUGAAGAGCUUGGAUUAAUUAUAGACCUGACGAACACUGAACGCUACUACACCACUAAGGAUCUACCUAAAACUAUCCUGUAUGUGAAGCUGCACACUGCGGGGCUCAAAAUACCUGAUGAUGCCACAAUUCACCAGUUCAAGAGGGUUGUGAGACGUUUUCUGGCUGCCAAUGGCGAUAAUGAUAAACUGAUUGGCGUCCAUUGUACAACUGGGAUUAACAGGACAGGAUAUCUUAUAUGCAGAUUCCUAAUUGACGUUGAAGGAUGGAACCCCCUGCAGGCAAUAACUGCUUUUGCACAGGCUCGAGGCCACGCAAUAGAGGGAGCAGUAUACUCUGAAGAUCUCAUAAAAGGGCCCCAACGAAGCAAUGUUGGUAUAGAUCUCCCUCCAACUGCUGAAGAACGAAUGGCUCCUGAUAAUGGGCUCUUUAAUCCUCAGGAUGAUUUUGCAAGGGAUAAUGGACUCCGAGACCGACGACUCCGAUCUCUUCUUGAGCUAAUACCGGGAGAUGAGUUUGGAGAUUUUGAUGCCCGAGAGCCAAGGCCAUUACCACUGAUGAGAGCUAGGUCUGGUGACUACCCUGAAGAUAUUAGGGAUUUUUUCAAUGCAAGGCCUGAAUUUAGAGAUGGAUGGCUUCCACAAAGAGAGAUGAUGGAUGAUCGUGAUCUUUACAUGCAAUUUGAACAUCGCAAUAGAUAUUUUGCAGAUGGUUUGCCUGAGCAUCUGGUUUCUGAAAGAUUACGAAGGCAAGCUGAUUUUAAUGUAGGUGGCAAAUUUAAUCCUGAGCUAGAAAACAGGCAAGAUUUUCUUGGUACUGGACCUAGACCACUCAUGGAAAUUGGGGAUAAUUAUAAACUUAGAGAGAUGCAAGAGAUGGAUUUUGCUGAUAGGGUAAGAGGUCGUUCGAGCUUUCAUCCUCGUGAGUUUCCUCAAGAAAUGCAAUAUGAAGAUCCGUCCGCUCAUCCUUUACCACCAUUUGCACGUGGUAAAAUGAACAAUGCUGAGUUUGAAAUGUCGGCAGAACACAGAAUGAUGGCUGCAAACAGCGAUAUAGUCUUUCGAGAAAGAUUGCGCCAGCAGGAGAUUCGUAGAAUGGAUAAUGAAGACCCUAGAUUUGAUCCCAGAGAGAGAAAUCUAAUGUCUGGUUCAUUCCGUGGACCUAUUAAUGAAAGGAUGCAUCCAAGAGAUGUAAGGGCAAUGGAAGGUCCUACCAUUGAAACAAGAAAUGCACAACUUAUGGAUGAACCGUCAAAUGAAAUGAUGCACCCAAGAGAUAUACGAGCUAUGGAAGGUCCUAUGAACAACAGAAUGCAUCCUAGAGAUGCACGUCUCAUGGAAGGUCCCAUGAAUGAAAGGAUGAAUCAAAGAGUUGAACCGUUCAUAGAGGGUCCUAUGGCUAAUCGGAUGAAUCAAAGAGAUGGACUAGUUAUAGAAGAUCCUGGGAAUGAAAGACUUGCCCAAAGAGAUCCCAGAGCUAUUAAAAGUUUGAUGAAUGAAAGGAUUUAUCCUCGAGAUCUGCAGGCCAUGGAAGGGCCAAUGAAUGAAAGGAUGCACCCACGAGAUGGGGGCUCCAUGGCAGGGACAAUGAAUGAAAGGAUGCAGCAAAGAAAUGCGCAGUUUAUGGAAGGCCCAAUUAAUGACCAAAUGAAUCCUAGGAAUGCUCGAGAAAUGGAAGGUCCAAUGAAUGAAAGGAUGCACCAGAGAGUUGCACAGCUCAUGGAGCUUCCCUUGAAUGAAAGGAUGAACCCAAGAGAAGGACGACCUAUGGAAGGUCCUAUGAAUCAAAGGAUGCCUCUAAUGGAUGCACGAGCCAUGAAUCACCCCAUGAAUGAUAGGCUUCCCCUAAGGGACGCUCGAACCAUGGAGGGACCCAUGAGUGAACGAAUGCACCCAAGAGAUGCACGAUUCAUGGAGGGUACUAUGAAUGAACGAAUGCACCCAAGGGCUGCACUAGCCAUGGAGGGUUCCAUGAACGAUCGAAUGAACCAAAGGGACGCAAUAGCCAUGGAAGGUGCCAUGAAGGAACGGAUGCACCCACGAGAUAUUCGAACCUUAGGGGGUCCCAUGAAUGAAUUGAUGCACCCAAGAGAUGCACAAGCUAUGGAGGAUCCAAUAAAUGAGCGAGUGCACCCGCAUGGUCCUGAAUUUCCAAUGAACAAGCAAAGAACUAUGGAUGGCCCAAUGCAUGGUGACUUUGUGAAUGACACAAGACCAUUUGAAGGAAGAAAAGUGAAUCCUUCUGAAGUACCGGUGAGGGGAGGCAACCGGUUUGCUCCAUAUCCCUCCCUUAUGCAGCCCAUGCAGCCUCCAGAGCUGCUUAGGGGGCCCCCGAGACUCGACAACAGAGACCCUCGCGAUAUGUUGCCUCAACAGCAAGGCUUUGGUUUCCCGCCAAGAAACAGAUUCAAUUGAACCCGCCACUCCACUAUUUUGUUUGUUUUUACCCUUUAUGUUCAGUCACUGAAAUACCAAAUAAUGGUAGUUGUGAGCCUUAUUGUACACCUGUUGUUUUUUUUGUUUUGUUUUUUCAAAUGUAUCACGUGCCAUAGGCCUUGUUACAUGUGACAUUAUUAUCCUUUUUAUCCCUUUAACAAAGGAGCCAUUUUUAUGGGCAUUAUAUAGCUACAUUACAAGUUGAACCAGCAAGAGUAUUGUCUAAUAAAAAAACAAAAUUUUGCUGACGGCCUACACACAGCGGAAGCAUUCAUUUUGCCGACUCGACCAUUUGGAAUGAGUUGCAUCACUGAGGCAAGAAGAUGGUGUUCUCAUAAAUAUACAGAUAUGUCCUCAUACAUUAUUGCUGCAGUCACACCAAACAGCUCCUCUCAGUGCGUCAUGUACGGUGCGACUCUGCUAGCGCUGGGCGUCCAUUACAGCAAAAUGCCCCUUAGUUGUAAUGCAAUGCGACUAGGACGCACUACGAGACUGUGCUGAUGCACCACUUGUAUAAUCUGUAUGUUACUCUGUAUACAAAGCGCUAUGAUGCAGUGGCCGUGGCUUUUUUCCACGCCAAGUUCCGUUGCGCUUUGUACACAGCAAUGCAAGUGUUGCGUAUCAAACAGUACAUUCUCCUGGUGCAUCCCAGUCACAUCACAUUGCAUCUAACACGCAUUUAUUGGGGCAAAAAAAGGUACUAGCAGAGUCGUUUGGGACCUGGUGGCUCACUUGCGCCAGGUGUCCCGUGCUGCAUAGUGUAUGCAGAUGUAUGAGGACGAGGAUGUAGAUGUAGGAGGAUCAGCCUGCAUAUUGUUUGGUUCCAUGUUGUGUGGUCAAUAGUUACUUUAACAAGCACAUAUAGAUUUUGCCACUUUUGAAGAUUGAAUAUACCCCAGUUAUAACUGGCUGUGUAGUCCAUUUUACUUUCUAUUGUUUACUGAAUUCUUGUAAUCCUAAAAUAGAGUUUUACAUGUACAGUAUAUACAUGUCUAUUUCCCAUUUAUCUCCGAUAUGAGAGGAACUGAUAUUUUAACUAUAAUUUCCCUUCCGGAAUUGAUGUUUUGGUGGACUGGAGACUAGUUGACAAAGUGAAAAAGACUCUAAUGCAUUUUCACUGUAUCGUUGUACAUUCUCAAAUAAACUUUUCCUGUGUUGUGUUUAA